Molecule: messenger RNA, 4372 nt
Organism: Centropristis striata (black sea bass)
Lineage: Eukaryota; Metazoa; Chordata; Actinopteri; Perciformes; Serranidae
Gene: ccdc50a
Product: coiled-coil domain containing 50a
Exons: 12
Coding region: 209-2080 (623 amino acids)
Cellular component (GO): cytoplasm
Molecular function (GO): ubiquitin protein ligase binding
Source: RefSeq, a predicted model, not a curated record
UAGCUGCUAGGCAAUUACAGCAGCGACGUAUCGAGAGAGAGAGAGGGUGGCCACCGAAACUAAUCAAAGGGCCGUCCAGCACCUGAACCAUCAAUCGGGUUUAUGAUCAAAGGCGAUCAAUCAGCCGACCGUUAACCUUCGGUGCAACGCGGAAGUGUCACUUCAACGUCAACGUUUUUUUUCUUUUUGAAUUAUUAUCGGUGACAACAUGGCUGAAUGUAACAUUAGCAUCGACAAGAAUAAUCUACCUGGAGUGAAAGAGGUGUGCCGAGACUUUGCGGUGCUGGAGGACCACUGCCUGGCCUACAACCUCCAGGAGCAAGAAAUUGAGAGCCACUUGGCAUCCAACGUCAAUAAGAGCCGUCUGGUGCAGAAGGACCUGCUGGUGGCCAAGAAACUGCAGGAGGAGGAGGAUCUGAGGGCCAAGGGCCAGAUCAAGAAACAACAUGUUGAAACUGAGCUCCAGGACAUUGAGAUCGCCCAGGAGAUUCAGGAUCAACUGGUCCGACAGGCAGAACAACAACGACAGCAGGAAGAGAAAGAUGCGGCCAUCGCUCGGAAGCUGCAGGAGAAGGAGAUGAAAGAGGAGAGGAAGAGACAGAAGCAGCUGGAAGCAAACUUUGACGAGGAGUACUUUGAGGAUCACGGAGCUGCAAGAAAACCGCUUGACUUGGACAAACCCAACCGUCACAGGUCGACCUCCCCAGGCCGACAUGAUCCUUAUGCUCCAGUGAGCUCACAUCGUGAUUACUCCCCAGAUUAUAGCUCAACAGAACCCAAAAGGAGCAGGUACCCAAAGCAGGACCCAGCAGCACCCCACAGUCGCUCCAGAUACCCUGAGCACCACCUAGUGGCAGAAGGAGGGCGAAGCAGGCAUGCAGAUCCGUACCCAGAGCACCUGGCCUCUAGAGGCAAGCAUGGGGACAGGUACCCAGAAUAUUAUGAGCCCACAGAGACUGGCAGAGCCAGGGGACCAGGGUGGGAGGACACAGAGAGAGUGGUGAGGAGGAAGGAAAGACCUGCCAGACCACCUCAACCACACAGCCCCAUAGAGCGUGACAAGGCAUGGGACAGAAGGAAAGACGGGCAACAUGACCGGGACAGGUACAGAGACCUGGAAUGGGAGAGGCAUAUGGGAAAAGAGCACAGGAGAGACAGGGAGCAGGACCCAAGAGGGGCAAGAACAGGAGGAAGAGACAGGGAAAGAGGACUGAGUGCGGACAGACAGAGAGAAAAAGACAGACAGAGACAGAAAGACAAAGACAGACAACGAGCGAGAACAAGGAGCAGGGAGAGAGGACUGGACAAGGAGCCAGGGCACAGUAGGGACCGGCCGAGGGAGGGCCGGGCUUCUUGGGAGGAGGAAUGGGAUGAUGGUGAGAGGGAGAGGAGGGCCAAGGGCCGGCAGCGUGUCCACUCCGGCCCUGAAGAGGUGUUUGACGAGCUGGAAGAGCAGGGCGGGGGUCCCGGCAGGGAACGCAGUCAUUCUCAGCCCAACGGAGAGACAGGUCGUAUUGUGCACCGAGGCAGUGGAGCAGUCGUAGCAGAAACUGUGUACGGAGUGAGCGAGGCCACCAGGGAGCUGACGAAGCUUGAUAUCCGUGAGCAGGAGCUGAAGGACAUGGAGGUGGCCAGGAAGCUGCAAGAGGAGGAGAUCAAGGCCAGUAAGAUGCAUGUGCGUGCAGCCCAAGUAGCGCAGGAUGAGGAAAUCGCCCGACUGAUGAUGGAACAAGAGAAGAAGGAGUACAGGAAGAAUAAGGAGCGGGACAAUGAGAGAGAGCGGGAGAAAGAGAAGGAGCGAGAGAAGGAGAAGUUGGCCAUGGACAGGAUGGCGAUGGACAGGAGGCGGUUAGAGGGAGACUACAGGCCAAGCUCAGAGGAGGUAGUCCGGCCCAGAACACGAGAUGAGCAUGACCACCAGAGGCAGAGGAACCACAACAAGCCUGCCAGGCCUCCUCAGCCUCGUACACACGACUAUGAGAAUGUGAACGCUGGCUACGGCUACUCGGACCACCCUGCCCCCCCUCGCGCUCCCACCAGACCUGAGGCUGCUUACAAAGGUGCCUAUUACAGGCGGUGACUCAGGCUCUCUACCCUGUCCAGACACGCUGUCAGUCCUCCUUCGUCCUCUUUUUUUUUUUUUUUUUUUCAAACCAUUCACACUCUGUUGACCAAAAGCCUUGGGACAAUCUGAUGAGUUGGCAAUGGGAUUUUUUUUUUUAAUGCCCUCCAAAGUUGGCCCAAAGUUAAGGAAGUGGGUCUGUGAGUGCUGGAUCCACACUCAUCUUUUCCUCUUUUUCUUUUAUUUUCAAAUGCAUAAACUUUGUUGAAUAUUAUUUCUUUUAACUGACUCGACGUCAAGACAAGCCAAAAUAGCAGCCUUGUGACAUAAACACCCCCGAUUCUUAGCUGUUGAAUUAGACGUAGAGGCUCCUCACCUUCUGUGGUCAUCAUGUGCUGAAGUUUGUCCCAUCACAAGGGCUCAAGGCCUCUGCUGGAUAUAUAACCAUGCAAUCUCAAAAAUUCCUCUUCACUCUUCAUGGGACGUGCCUGUCUGGUCCAACAUGGCUGCUACAGUGUCUUAGAUACCAACAUGGCAGCUGCUUUGUACACCCAUGCUGCAGUUCUGUCAUAUGUCACGCUGUGCAACGAGGCCCCUCCGGUCCUCUCCAUGUGCCACGCAGCGUACGACUCUCUCGCUGUAUUCAAACUACACAAUAAUAAGCCUUUAUCAAGAUGCUGGUAGUUUUGGCUUCGACAUGUUUUACCACCUUGUUCCAGUGCAGAGGAGGUGGAGCUUUGUGAUGAUCCAUGGACGUUUUAUUGGCUGUGUCCUCUUCUGCUCGCGAGGGGCACUUUUUAGCCUCGUCGCCCGUAAAAACUGUGGAUGGAUGAUAUUCUGUGUACGACUUACUGUUUCUAUGUGCAUGCUUACUGAAAGUGUACAACUGUGUACAUGCAUUUCAGCUCUAUAUCUAAUUAUCUGGCUCCCUCUUUAUUGUCAGAAAGGGCUAAAGCCACAAAAAGCCAAUAAUCUCUUUGUGAAUGAAUAAAAUGUUAUCUCAUAUAUACUACUGUACAAUUUAUCACUUUCCUGCCAUUAUUUCAUAUCGGCUGAUCAUUUCCAAACUAAAACUGGCCUGUAAAAGAACCAGUACCAAAAUGAAAUGCAUGUACAUUGCUUGUCUGUGUCGAACCUGAAUCUGUGCUCGUGCUUACGGCACAGACGUUGUGCGAUUGAAUAUUUGCUCUUGUUUUAUUUAAAUGUAAAUAUCAUUCUUUUUUUUCUUUAUCAUUCCCUUUUUUUUAAUUUGUGCUACCAAAUUAUUUUCCCCAUUGUUAAAAGUACAAUAAUCUCUCUUCAGUAGCUCUAUCUUGUGUCCCAUUACUUAUGUUUGUCAAGAAUCGGAGCCUUAUAUUCUUAUUUUUAUACAGUAUUUUGUUGUUGCUUUCUUCAGAUUGUUAUCCCUUAAUUUCCAUUCCCCAAAGCUGUUCCCCGUCACUUCCAUUCCUCCUUUCUUUGUCUCGAGCUCAAAGGCAGACAUCACAUCCUGCCUGCAGAAAAAGACAAAACAUCCCACAAAAGAAAUGCAUCUGGAUGAAGGGAAAACUGAGAGAGGAUCAGUUAAAAUAUACAUUACUGCUCAAAGGGACCUAUUUUUUAAAUUAUUAUUAUUAUUUUAUUAUUUUUACUAUUCUGGGAUCAUUUACUUUCUGUUCAUAUUGAAUAAUAAGGAUGAUGAGGAAAAUUAAGAGCACAUUGAAGCUUCACUGAAAUGUUUGUGGCGGCCACAAAGUGAUUCAGUCUUUGAACGUUUGGUGCUGCCUCCAGGUUCUCCCAUUGUCAGAAAUGUUGACAAACUUCUAAACUGAUUCCCUCCACUAGAGAAAGUGUGAGAUGUUUGUAUUGCUGCGGACAAACAUGCAGGUGGUAUUGAAUUAUAAUAUGUGCUAUGAGAUUUGUGCCAUAUGUUUGUAAUUGUUUUUCAGGGAAAAUGGGAAAGGCUUAAAGCUGUUGUGGUUGUAGCAGAGGUGCCACACCCACCAAGGUGGGACUCCUUAUUUAUUCUUUGGUGAGAGUGCCACCGUGUGGACAAUGGAAAAUGUAGAAAUGAAUCUGAUCAGGAUGCGUCUUUGUGUAUUUGUGGAUGUUGUUCAUCAGAUGUUACUUUGGAAUCGAGUGCUGUCUACAUCAUUGAGUGCUAUGUUUUUAAUUUUCUUUAAUCCAGGGCUUGUAUGCAAUCAUAAAUCAACAUAUGCUGUAUGUGUUGGCACUUGCUGUAACAGAACUUUUUUUUAAAGUAAAAUUAACAAGUUGCUUUUACCUAUAGCAUCUCAAAAUGUAAUAAACUGUAUCAGCAUUUCCACUGUU